AUUCCCGUGGUCAUUCCAUUCCUCUUUUCAUCAUCUUUUCUGUUUAUAUGUUUAUAUUGGAGAUUGGAGCUGUUUGGAGAUAUUGUGGUUGCAGCCAGUUGCAGCAUAUAAAUGUAAAGGAUUGCAGGAUUUCCAGGGUAUCACAUAGGUAUGACAAAUCCAAAAGGCGCAGAUUUCACCCUACAAAGCUAUGAUGAAAACCCCUUUGAUGGUUUUAAAAUUGAUGAUAAUACUAUAUUAAAUAAAUUAGAAGGUAGACAACCAUGUCCCAAUUGUGGUAAAUCUAGAAAAUUCUUUUGUUACACUUGCUAUGUUCCAAUAAGCCCUUUAAAUGGAAAAUUGCCCCAUGUGAAGCUUCCAUUAAAAAUUGAUAUAAUUAAACACAAGUAUGAAAUUGAUGGAAAGAGUACUGCAAGUCAUGCUGCUUUGUUAGCAAGAGAUGAUAUUAAAGUAUAUACAUAUCCUGAUAUUCCAGAUUAUAGCAAUGAAAAUGUUGUUUUAAUAUUUCCUGGUCAAAAAGCUAUUAGCGUUAGUCAAUUAGUUAACGGGGGAAGUUUUGAAAAAAUACUUGAGUACCAAAGACAACCUUUGGAUGAACUUCCAGCUGGAUAUAAUAGAAGCACUUUAAUGAAAAACAUACCAAAAACCAGGGAGGAAACAAAUGUUAAGUGCAUUGUUAAACAGCUUCCUAUUACAAAAGCAGUAUUUAUAGAUAGUACUUGGCACCAAUGUAAAAGUAUUUACAAGGAUGAAAGAAUAAAGAGUAUUCCUUGUGUAGUCAUACAAAAUAGAAUAUCACAAUUUUGGAGGCACCAAAAAGGUAGCCCUAGGUGGUAUCUUGCUACAGUUGAAGCCAUACAUCAAUUUUUAUUUGAAAUACAUCUUCAUUGUUGGGGACUCCACCAAGAGUAUAAAGGUAUUAAAAAUUGUUUUACUGAAAAAGGUCUGGAACAACUCGAAUCUUGUUAUAGUAGAAAUGAGAAUGCAUAUAACGGACAAUAUGAUAAUUUGUUGUUUUUUUUUAAGCACAUGUAUGAUGUAAUUCAUACAUAUUACAAACAUGAAGAUUUAUAUGCAUAUAAAAGAAGAUUAAAGUAAUUUUAAACAUGUUCUAUUUUUUUAAGAAACAAGUUUGUGUAAUUGCUUAUCAUAAAAUGAUCUGAUGCAUUCUCGUUUAUUAUUUUUAAAGAAAUUGUAUUUUAUACAGAGUCCAGCAAUAGUGCGGCGGAUAGCUAAUCUACAGAUCUUAUAAUAAAAAAAAAUAUUUAGAAUUUUGUAUAAGUGCAGGUGUAACGUAUGUAUUAGGAUGUAUUUUAGGAAAAUAUUUUAUCUCUACAGGGUAGUUCAAAAAAGUGCGUAUUAUUGUAUUUUUGGCUUCCUUUCUGAUAACUUUAAUUAAUCCUAAAAUAUUAUUAUAUACAGGGUGCUACAAAUUCGAGGUACG
Molecule: messenger RNA, 1444 nt
Organism: Sitophilus oryzae (rice weevil)
Lineage: Eukaryota; Metazoa; Arthropoda; Insecta; Coleoptera; Curculionidae
Product: DTW domain-containing protein 1
Exons: 3
Coding region: 151-1098 (315 amino acids)
Biological process (GO): tRNA modification
Cellular component (GO): nucleus
Molecular function (GO): tRNA-uridine aminocarboxypropyltransferase activity
Source: RefSeq, a predicted model, not a curated record